AUAUAUAUUUUGAAACGUAACUAAUUUCAUUCUAAAUCGGAAAAAUUCAUUACGUAAUUUGAUAGCUGAUAAGUUCAAGCUUCUCUUAGAAAAAGAAAGUGCGCGAUUUUGUUUGUUUGGUACCAACGUUAAAUUAAAUUUCCGAAAAGGAAAAAAAACUGUGCAGGUUCAAAAAAAUUUGUGUGAUAUGUAUAAUACAAGUGCUUUCAAAUUACGUUAGUUGAUUUGAUAAAUUUCGGAACGGUGAUUUUAAUUUUGUGGAUAUAUCAUGCUUAAGAAGACCAAUCGAAGUUGAUGAAGAAAAUGAUUCCUUUUUGAAAGGUAUGCUAACAGGCAAUAAAAAAUGGAUCGUUUACAACAACGUCGAAAGAAGAAGUUUAUAAGAAUGCUUUGUGCUUUUGAAACACUAUGGACUCUUUCGAUCACCCUUACUACAAGCUCAACAAAAGACUAUUAUUACUUGUAGGACAAUGGCCAUAUCAGGAAUCCAGUGAACGUCGUUUUCGCAUUUUCAUUGUGUCCUUCUCAUUAUUCAGUUUUCUUUUUACACAGAUAUUCUUGUUUUUUACUUGUAACGGAGAUAUCGAAAUUAUUAUCGAAUCUAUGGCACCUGUAUCUGCAGUAAUGGUUGGCAUCAUUAAAUACUAUACUCUCCAAUUUAACAGAGAUAAAAUAAAACAACUUUUGAAUCAUUUAAUACACAAUUGGAAAUUAUGUAGGACGAAAGAAGAAUUGGAAAUUAUGCAUGAAUUUGGAAAAGAGACUAAAUUAUUUACUUUUUGGUAUACAAUUGCUCAAUUGGUUCAUCUUUUCUGCAUGUGUUAUCCUGGUCAAAGAAUGAUAGAUUAUAGCACCGAUAUACAUAUUAAAGCGUUUGCCGAACUCAUUGAGUCUUUUUACUCGGUGUCGUUACUUCUACAAGCUGGCUUGAGUUUGAUAUGCAUGAGUAUCUCUUUGUUCGAAAUGUUGAUAGUUGUGGAAAAUAGAGCAGAAGCAUUUAGGUAUUUCAAUUUUGCAGUUGCUCAAUUGCUUCACCUUUUCUGUAUGUGUUAUCCUGGUCAAAGAAUGAUUGAUUAUAGCACUGAUAUACGUAUUAAAGCAUAUAAUGGAUUAUGGUAUGAAGCACCAUUGUCGAUACAUAAAUUGUUGAUAUUGGUAAUACGAAAAAGUUUGGAACCAUCUUAUUUGACUGCUGGAAAAAUAUUUAUAUUUUGUUUAGAAACUUUUGCAACGAUUUUACAAACUGCUACUUCUUAUUUUAUGGUACAUACACUCAUAAAAAAUCAGUAUCGAGUGGGAUUGAAUAAUAAAUUCUAUGACAACUACUCGUUUCUAUACAUUGGACGUUUGACAUCAAGAAAAUUAUAUACCAUUUGGUCUAACAUAGGACAAUGGCCUUAUCAGGAUAAGUUCGAUCGAGUUUUUCGUAUGUGCUUUGUGAUUAGCCUGCUGAUUAGUUUUGGUGUUACUCAGAUAUCCUUAUUGUACACUAAUGGAAACGUUGAUACAUUGAUAGAAAUUAUACCUCCUAUAACUUCAUUGAUAACGAUCAUCUCCAAAUAUUCCAUGUUUUAUAUAUCCAGAAAUAAUAUUAAAAAUCUUUUCGAACGUAUAAUAAAACAUUGGAAAUUAUGGGAGUCCAAAGAAGAAAUUGAUAUCAUGCGUGAAUAUAGCGAGGAAGGACAAUUGUUAACUUUUUUGUAUACAUCAUAUAUAUACUCGUGCAUGACGUUGUUCCUUUUAAUGCCAUUUUUUCCAUGUAUCAUGGAUGUAAUUGUACCAUUAAACGACUCUCGACCUUUGAGACCAAUAUUUAAAAGCGAGUAUUUUAUCGAUGAAGAUCAACAUUUCUUCCCAAUCUACUUUCACAUGAGCAUAGUAAUCGUUAUUGGAAUAACAGUAUUAAUAUCAGCUGAUAUCCUUUUGUUGGUAUUCAACUCACACGUUUGCGGUAUAUUCACAGCAGUGGGAUUUCGUCUGGAACAUUUGUUAAAGAGUCAAACUGAUUUGACAACUUUGUUAGAUCAUCGUUCUCGAAGGAUAUGCUUUGAACAUAUCAUUCGUACCAUUGAAAUACAUAAAAGGGCAUUAGAGUUCGCUGAACUCAUUGAAUCUUCUUAUUCGUUUUUUUUACUUUUCCAAGUUGGCUCGAGUUUGGUGUGUAUGAGUCUUUCUUUAUAUCAAAUACUAAUAGUGUUGAAAAAAUCGAGUGAAGCGUUCAGAUAUAUAGCCUUUGCAGCUGCUCAACUCGUUCACAUUUUUUGCAUGUGUUAUCCUGGUCAAAAGAUAAUCGAUUAUAGCAGCGAUAUAUGUAUUAAAGCGUAUAGCGGACUGUGGUAUGAGGCACCAAUCGAAAUACACAGAUUAAUAUUAUUAGUAAUCCGUAGAAGUCUCCAGCCAUGUUAUUUAACUGCUGGAAAAGCAUUCAUAUUUUGUUUAGAAAGCUUUUCGACGAUCGUGCAAACUUCCACUUCGUAUUUUAUGGUAAUUUCAUCGAACACAUUGUUAACAAUUGGCAAAUAUUGGAAACUCGAAAAGAAAUGGAUAUCAUGCACCAAUUUGCCAGCGAAGGGAAAUUUCUCACGUUCGGAUACAUAUAUGAAAACAUUAUUAAAUGAUAUUAUCAUUGAUUGGAAGAUUUGGAAUACUGAAAAAGAAGUUGAAAUUAUGAAGAUGUACGCUAAGGAAGGACGAUUUUAUAUUUUAAUGUACACUGGAUAUGUAUACUUUACCUCGAUAGUAUUUUUUAGUAUUGCCUUCGUGCCACGUCUGAUGGAUGUAAUUCAACCUCUUAAUGAAUCUCGUCCUUUGAAAUUACCCAUUUUAUGCGAAUAUUUCCUUGAUCAGGAUGAACAUUUUUAUUUACUUUAUUUCCAUCUGCUUAUUUCGCUAUUAAUCACUGUAACAGCUUUAAUAGCAGUCGAUACCCAACUUAUGAUCUUUACUUUUCACGUUUGUAGUGUAUUUGCGGUCGUAGGAUAUCGUCUGGAAAAUUUUCUAAAGGAUGCUUAUGGAAUAGAGAAUUGGACUAAUGAUCAAUGUAAAAAAUAUACAGAAAAUCUCGUCUUUUCCAUUAAAGGUCACAAAAGGGCUAUAGAGUUCGCCAAUUGUAUCGAAUCAACGUUUUCAUAUUCUUUGCUUAUACAAUGCGGUGUCAACAUAACUUGCAUGACCAUUUCUUUAUAUCAGAUUACCAAUGAAUGGGGGGAAGAAUUACCUGAAGUUUUACGAUAUGCUACCUUUAUAGUUGCUCAACUAUUCCACAUAUUUUAUACUUGUUAUGUUGGACAAAUGAUGAUAGAUCAUAGUGUUAAUAUAAGUGAAAAAGCAUACAAUUCAAUGUGGUACGAAGCACCAAAAGAAAUAAAUAAAUUAUUAUUAUUAAUAAUGAAAAAAAGUAUCGAACCAUCGAAUUUGACUGCUGGAAAAAUCUUUAUCUUUUGUAUAGAAAGUUUUUCAUCGAUCUUACGCACGUCGACAUCAUACUUUAUGGUACUUUCGUCAGUACAUUAAUCGAGAGCGAUCUUUAAAAAAAUUGUAGUUUUAUUUAUUAAAAUGCAAUUCUCUUGUUUAC
Vespula vulgaris is the source of this 3574-nucleotide messenger RNA. RefSeq lists its product as uncharacterized. Gene Ontology annotation, molecular function: odorant binding; olfactory receptor activity. The record is from RefSeq and is a predicted model, not a curated record. Bases 409 to 3513 code for a protein of 1034 amino acids. The transcript is spliced from 27 exons. Gene Ontology annotation, biological process: detection of chemical stimulus involved in sensory perception of smell; sensory perception of smell. NCBI's taxonomy places the organism in Eukaryota, Metazoa, Arthropoda, Insecta, Hymenoptera, Vespidae. Gene Ontology annotation, cellular component: plasma membrane.